Molecule: messenger RNA, 1642 nt
Organism: Frankliniella occidentalis (western flower thrips)
Lineage: Eukaryota; Metazoa; Arthropoda; Insecta; Thysanoptera; Thripidae
Gene: Scgalpha
Product: epsilon-sarcoglycan
Exons: 11
Coding region: 212-1519 (435 amino acids)
Cellular component (GO): membrane; sarcoglycan complex
Molecular function (GO): calcium ion binding
Source: RefSeq, a predicted model, not a curated record
UUCCAAUAUGAAACACAGUGAUACACACUUUUCGAAUUGAAUUCGAUGGGAAAUAUUUUGAGGCUUGAACUUAAUUGCUGAAAUAGAAACAUUAGGAAGCGUCCAUAUCGGCAGAAUCGCCUGGAAGAUUUGCGGCUCAGGAUCCAUUUAGCUCAGCAUAGGCCUAUAUUUUCCUCCAGAGUACUCCAGAGAAGAAUUUCAAGCCGGGAGAAUGUCUUCAAUAUUACUCAUAGCACAAAUGAUUAUGUUUGGCCUAUACUGCACUUCAGCAUUGGAAUUCGAAGGGGAUCCAAGGUGUAAGGAAAUGUUAACGAGAUGUGUUAUAAGCACUAAAGUUUUUACGCUGAAAGUUGAACCCCAACUGUUUAAGUGGAAUACUUCUGAUAAUGCCGAUAAUGCUUCAGGAAAUUUUAAUCGAUAUUUGUAUCGAACCAGCCUCCUUGACUCACCAGAUUUACCAUCUUGGAUGCAUUAUGUCUACAGUCAAACCCACCAGUCUGGAUUUGUUUAUGGCACUCCACCUGCUCAUCAGCCAGAUUUUACCAUGGAGUUUGUGGCUGUUGAUCGUAAUAGUUAUGAUACAAGUCACAGGAUCAUGAAAUUUAUAGUUCUCCCACGAAAAGAACCUGCACGUUUCCACGUACAUCUCAAAAUUGACAAUCUGUCAGUGGAGGACUUAUUUGAGCCUCACUAUCUUGAAGAUUUACUGAGCAUUUUUCGGGAUGAGUUGUGGACUGAAGCUACCCAUGACUUGCAUGUUUCUUUCUUUGGAUCUGCUGUUCAUCUUGGAGCCCGGCUCCCUCUAAGACCAGAAGAAAAGGAGGGAGUGGUCAUUUUUCUUGGUAGCGCUUCUAGUUUUUCUGACAGUCUGUUGCGUCUUCAAAAUGAAACAAACCCGUUAGAGAAAUUAAGGAAAUUAGCCCCUUGUCCUCGUGAUUUCAAACGGACCACAGUUGAUCGCCUGUUCCGUCAACUUAACUUUGAAAUAGACUGGUGUGCUUUCAGGCUGGCAAUUGAAAAUCAGAGUCAGACCCAGGAUAGUCAUACAUUCCUUGAUCAUCACAUGCAUCACCACCACGGAAAGCCUACCCUUGCACUAAUGAAUUUGGACUUAUGGCACAGUCCAUCUCGCUGGGAAGCUCCCGAACGAUCGUAUGUUCAUGAGUUUCUUUUGUCAAUUCUUGUGCCAAUGCUAGUUAUGAUUAUACUGGCUAUUCUCUUGUCAUCAAUAUUGUGCUUUCAUCAUGAGGGAAUGGAUGAUGGGUCAAGUGAUUAUUUUGAUUCUAUAUUUGAUGUUUGUGAAGAUGUAUGGGGUAACAAACGGAAUCAAGAGACUCCAGCAGUGCAGAUGGUGCGGUAUGCUGCAGUGCAGCGGGCUACCAGUACCCUUCGCUCUCUGUCUGUUCAAAGAGAUCCAUCUCCAGCUUUGUCCAGACUUGCUCCAGAUGGUGAUGAUAAAUUUCGCCCUCAUCCCCCCCCUUACAGCUCUGGAACAAGGAGCUCUAAAAUUGAUUUCUGACCUUUGGAUAGGCCAAAAACUUGGUAUUGUUAAGAAGACCUGGAGUUUCAGCAACAGAUCCAUCAUAUUCAUCUGACUCUCAAACAAGAGACCCUUCGUACGUUUGCGUUUGAGAAGCUAAAU